This is a messenger RNA of Salvelinus sp. IW2-2015, 7309 nucleotides long. It is a transcript of the gene casp8ap2, whose product is annotated as caspase 8 associated protein 2. Gene Ontology annotation, cellular component: PML body; mitochondrion. Gene Ontology annotation, molecular function: transcription corepressor activity. Gene Ontology annotation, biological process: Fas signaling pathway; extrinsic apoptotic signaling pathway via death domain receptors. Lineage: Eukaryota; Metazoa; Chordata; Actinopteri; Salmoniformes; Salmonidae. The record is from RefSeq and is a predicted model, not a curated record.
UGGAAGCGACAGGCAUACCUACUUGAGAUAGAUGCUUUUGCUUUGGAUAAAUCUAAACAAAUUUCAUAAAAGACACCCAAGAGCACAAAUAGAACAAGGACAUAGUUAUAAAUAUACUUACUGGGAGGUUCCAAUUAAAGAUUAUUCACAAUUUAAUAACAACGUUUUCGAGGUCAGAAACUGUGGUGUCCUAUGAUUAGAAAGUGUUUUAUUGACUUUGGCUUUGAUUGAGUCUGGCCUAAACAAUAGGCUGCUUUAAUUUAAUCAUUUUAUUUUGAACGCUUGAAAGUCCCGGAAGAGGCGCUGCAUGUGUCUUGCAGAGACCGCGGGAAAAUGUCGUUAUUUCCUGCUCCCUGAAGAAGGUUGUUGGGUCGUCGCGACAGUGAUUGUAAACAGAUGAUAAAGCAUAAUAACAUGCUAAACAACAUUCUUAGAAUCGAUUUUCACAUGCUACUUCCAGGUACAUCUCUGAGCCAUUGAUUGAGCAUCAGGAGAAUGGAGGGGGAUUUGAUGGAUGAAGUGUAUGGUGACCUCAGCCAAGACCACCAUAACACCACAGCAGCUUUCAAUGAAGAUUCUGUGGAUAUUUAUUUUGGUUUAGAAAGUCCAAAGAUGAAUUCAAAUUCAGAAAGGAACUACACACUCCUCUCACCACAGAAUCUGAAAUAUAUGGACUUAUAUGAAGAAAUCAUAACAGAGGAACAGCAGGAUAGAGAGUCUUCCUACAAUGAGUUGAGGACAAGAUUCAAUGCAGCACAAAGCCAAGUUGAUGAGUUAAUGAGAAGGUUGCAGCAGACUGAAACACAGAAUACAACGCUGAACACCGAGAACAGCCGUCUGAAGAAGAACAUCUGUGCGCUCAUCAAAACAGCUAAAAUGGAGGUUGUGCGGAAGGACGAGGAGAUAAAUAGGUUGAGCCAAAGUUUCAGGCCAAGGAGGGGUCCUGUAGUUCACCAUCAAUCUCAGAUGAACUGCCUGAGAAAUCAAAUUCCAACCAGACAGAAUCCUACGGAGCAGUCACAACCUAGCCAACCACAAGUUCCAACCAGACUGAAUCCUACGGGGCCGUCUCCACCAAUCCAACCACCGGGUCCUAGAAAGGAUUGUGUUGUAAAGGAUCUUAGCCAGCUCCUCUGUAAAGACAGAGAUGUGGUCCACCCCCUUCUCCCUCCAACCCCCUCUGAUGCAACAGUUUUCCGACCACCUCUUCUUGAUGCAACAGUUCUCAGACCACCUCUUCCUGUCACUUCAAAGACAGCUAGAGGAGAUUCAGAAGCUCUCGUGAAACGCACUGUUAGUAGUUCCAGCCAGGACUCUGUGAUUAGACACCCUACACGUGAACUUGGCCCGUCAGACGAGCCGAAACAAACCAAGCACAGAGAAGGCGGAGGUGAAAAUCCCAGGCUGCCCGACUCAAAGGAGCAGCGGAAAUGUAACUCCAAGUCAAGCAAAUACCCUCGUCUCUCAGAUGUUGAAGUAUGCAGGAGAUCAGAGCGGGCUAAAAAUCCAACCUCAGACAUUUUGCAUUGCAGUGCUUCCUCUAACCGCACUUCUGAAGGAUUGUCUAAAGAUUGUGCAGCCUAUCAAUCAAAAGGUUCUAGUCGGCAUUAUAAGGAGCUCAGGCGUGAUAAGGAUGAUGAUAAUAGGCAUAGUAGAAGUACUAAAGACAUUUCCUCUAACAGAAAGCACGCCUAUUUGAAUCAAGCCAGUGUCACUGAACGAUCCAGUGAAUCUUUUAAUCGCAAGGGAGGGACAAGUCCUCCAAGGGACCAUCGAAGGAAAGAGGAGAGAAGAAGAGAGGAUGAGAUCAGAAAAGAAAAGAAUAGAUCAAAAAAAUCAGGAGAAAGAAAAAGCACUUGUACAGAGAAAAGAAGAACAAAGGAAAGUGACCGAUGCAGUACGGACGUAAGUAAGGACAAGACAAUGGACAACAGUAAAGUCGGGGGGCAAAAGACAGAUGAGAAGUCUGAAUUGCUUCCAUCUGAGGCUAAAGUGGCCGAGAAAAGCUCUGUAGAGGAAAACGGUCCAAACAGAAAGUUAAGUUUCAUGGAAACUCUGAAUCUUACCCUGUCACCAGUUAAAAAACCAAGACAGCCUGCUGAAACCAAGGAACAGGAGGGCACACCACCUGAGGAACUUCCUGACGACCAGUCAGCGGAAGACAGCGGACAGCCUGAUCUAGACGAAUUAAUAAUCUUAGACGAAAUCAACAGUAGUGUGGUACAGUCCUCUUCAGAAAUCUCAAUGCCUUCAGAACCUGAAAGUAUUAACCUUAGACAUACAGACAAAGAACCUUGUCAGGAUGCUAGCAAAGGUCUGGCUGAGGCCACAGUGGCCAAAAAGCAACCUAAGUGCCAGUUAGAAGUGGAAGACACUAUUGUCCAAGAUGUCUCAGAAGGUAGGCCUGAGCUGCCGGAGGCCACAGUGGAUCAGAGGACUGAACCCACCACACCAGAACCUCUCAGGAAGAUUUGUGUUUCAGCUCGAGACUGUGACAUUGUUUUGAGAACUCCACUGAAAUGCAGACCUGAACAAUGUGCCUCUGCAAAUAACAUUUGUGAGUCUGAGGAUUUUACUGCUGCUGCUGUCACUGCUACUACUGUUACUGGGAAUUGUGGAAACAAUUCAAAUAAUGGCACUGGCCUAUCUUCUAACGGAUUUACCCCUGACCAUUCAAUGGAAAAUGAAACUCCCAGUGCUUUGGUCUGUAAAAGUCAAGCUGUUGAAACAGUGACACAAGUUCCACCUGCUGCUGCUGUCUGUGUGGGAAAUCCUGCUGUUGAAGGUGUUCCAGGAAAAGAACAAUCGGAAUCUCUGCAAUUGCCACUGCCUGCCUCUGUUAUUUCAAAUUCUAGUCUAGAUGUGACGGCGGAGGUGCAAGAUAUUUCCAAGCAUGGUGUUUCCAGUACGAUUAGCAUGGAGGUAAUUCCAGAGAUCUGCAUUACAUCUGAGAUCGUUAAUGAUGUCACAGAGAUACCUCUGGAGUGUGUGAAAGAGAAAGCUGUUGUGGAACAAAGUUCACCGUUGAGCAGUAUUGCCGUGUCUAAGGUGAGCAGCACAACAGGAGAGGUUGCACCAUCAGCACAGCACAACAGUGGUUUGUCACAAACACCAAAGAAGUCCCUCAAUUCUGAGCCAGAGAAUGAGGAUGUGAAUGUCGAGACCUCUAGCUCCAUUCCAUUGGCCCAUGAUGAGGACUCGAUGAGGCUUACACUGAGCAGCCUUAAAGGUAUUCCAGAUGCCAUCAGCCCACUCACAAGCCCAGUCCGUCCAAUGAGGAAAAGCCAUCAGCCGCCAUGUCACAGCAAACCUGCUUACGUCAAGAGUCUUCGCAAAGAGUUGACCAGUGCUGCUGGGGAUCCCAAUUCAAAGAAGUUGGAUGUGAAUAUGGAGAACAAGAAUCCUGGCCUCUCCAUUGCAAGUGCUACACAACAAAAUGUGGAUUGGGCUUCUGUCCGUUCUUCCAGCCCUGAGGAUGAAUUGGAAGAGGGAGAAAUUCUUAGUGAAGGGGAAGAACCUCCAAUCACGCCAAGUUCUCCAGCCAAAACGGUUAGACCCACAAGCACUGUUAAAAGUCAACAAAUUCCCAAGUCAUCCCCUAGACUUUCCAAGAAGUCGCCUGAAGAGCAAGGGAAUUCUAAACUCCUAAGUAAAACCUUGAGUUCACCAGUUGGAAGCCCCAUGUCAAAAGCUCGCUAUAAAACUGUUCAACCUCCGUUACCCAAAGCUGCCUUGUGUACCGUGGAGGAGGUUAUGGCCAUGUUUGUAAAGAUCCGCUAUGCGUGCAGGAAAAAGUACAUGAAGCUUCGUUCAACCUUCUCUAAGGAACGCUUCUGCGGUGUUAUGGACAUGUCCCUUGACUCUUUUACAGACUUUGUUGAUAGUGUUAGCUUCACUAAACUAUGCAGCCAAGAAGAUGACCUCAAAGUGAAACUGAAGAAUAACAUACUGUCUGUUUUGAGUAAGUUAUCAAAUAAUGGCAUUGUCAACCGCAUCUUUGACCAGGAACCACUUAAUAUGAAGUCGAAGCUGUGGGAAUUUGUGAAUGUGCAGUUAGACUUCUUAUUCAAGGAAAUUCAGACUGCUCUGAGAAGUGUUUGCAAAUCCUCAAAUGGAAACCAGUCUGCAGGAGCUGAAAAAAGGGACUUGAGUCUCUCCAAGCAGCCAGUGAAGUCCCCCAAGCAGCCAGUGAAGUCCCCCAAGCAGCCAGUGAAGUCCCCCAAGCAGCCAGUGAAGUCCCCCAAGCAGCCAGUGAAGUCCCCCAAGCAGCCAGUGAAGUCAUCGGUGUCCACAGCCUCUAAACUUAAAAGACCGCAGGGAGCGGUACAAAAAACGAAUUGUGUGUCCAGAACAUCUGCAAGUAAAAGACCGCGAGAGGAAUUAACAGAGUGUGUUGAACCCAACAUAAAAAGAACCAGGGCUCAGACUCUCCCCCCUUGCAAAACCGGUCUUGGAAGAGGCAAAAAUAUUAAAAUGUCAUUUGAAGAAGAUAAGGAAUCAGAGCCUCAAACCUCAGAUCAUCCUCUUAUGCAACCUCCAAUGCAACCUCCUUUGCAACACGGGUUAGAGAUCUUACCAUCAAACAGCUCUUCAUCUGUUGAGAAAACAGCAGCCUAUGUUCGCCGGCUGUCUCAAAAUGGCUCACUCCAUGACAAGUCUGACUUCGAAAUCCUCACAGAACAGCAAGCCUCCAACCUAACAUUCAACCUGGUGACAGACUCCCAGAUGGGAGAGAUCUUCAAGUGUCUCUUACAAGGGUCUGAUCUGCUAGAAACUAGUGUCUCAGCUGGCGACAAUCAGGGCUGGCCUCUUGGUACUCCUCGCAAAGGAGAGCGCUUCCGAGGCGUUACCACCCCAAGCAAAGUUGGUACCACAACCAAAGUUGGUACUCCCUCUAAAGUCAUUGCCACAUGGUCUUCUAUUUCACCUUGCAAGUUUUCCUCUCCAAAUUCAAAAGUCCAAAUUCCACUAAAUCCAGCUCUGUUGGAUGAGAGUUGCAUGUUAGAGGUGCCCUCCAGCCUACCAGAAGACAAAAGGACAUCACAGUCCAGUGUGUUCUCGCAGAGAUCUUAUUCCAUUUUGGCAGAAGAUCUGGCUGUCUCCCUCACAAUUCCUUCGCCUCUCAAGUCUGACAAUCACCUCAGCUUCUUGCACCCAGCCAACGUGGAGCCCACGUCUGCUCCAGAUAGUGUCAUCAGUGCACACUUCAGUGAGGAUGCUCUUAUGGAUGGGGAAGAUGCUACAGAGCAGGACAUUCACCUUGCCCUGGACACRGACAACUCCAGCGGUGCRUCAAGCGGUGGUGGCAGGACYAGGGAGGCUCCUGUUAACCCCYUGUUUCACUUCAAGCCUCACUUGCCCAUGCAGGCAGUAGUGAUGGAGAAGUCAAAUGAUCAUUUCAUUGUGAGGAUACGGCAUGCAAACACCAGCCCAGACAUCAACUCCAACAACUCAAGUGUCAACUUCACCAACCUAGGCAUCAACUGCACCAACCCAGGCAUCAACUGCACCAACCCAGGCAUCAACUUCUCCAACCUAGGCAACAACUCCACCAGCCUAGUGGUCAAGCCCACAUGCCUAGGAGUUAAAUCAACAAGCCAAGGAGUCAACUCUUCAAGCCCAGGAAGUGUAAAAUCUACCUACCCAGGAAAUAACUCCACCAACCCAGACACAAACUCAAGCUACCCAUGUGUCAACUCCACAAGCCCACAAGUCAACUGCACCAACCCAGGCAUCUACCCCACAAGUGCAGACAUCAAUCCAAGGGCUGUCUCAAGCCCUCAAACACCACCAGGAGAAGAACAACAUGGCAAAGACAAAGCUCAUCCCACAGGAAAAACUCCUUCUAAAACCCAUUUUUCAGAGGCCAGUCCUCCUUUCUACCUUUCCACAAGCACCGAAACAGCAUCUGCGCUAUCUUCACCAUGCCUCACCAUCAUAGAAGACACACCGGAGAGAGACCACAGCAAGGGUAAGACCGGGAAAAAGAGGACAAAGCACCAUGUUGAAAUGAAAGCAAAGCGGCCUAAAAAGGAGGUGAUCCCUGAGAAGAUCAAGCAUAAAAAGAAGUCCUCAAAAAGUGCCAAAGGAAAGGAGACUAGAAGCUCCAGGAGAGAGAGAAGUAAAGUCACUACUCCGCCCCAAUCUACCCCAUCACCCAACAGCCUGUCUGCCAAGAAUAUCAUCAUAAAAAAGGGUGCAGUGGUGGUGACUUGGACAAGGGAUGAAGACCGAGAUAUUCUCCUCUCGCUGAAGAUGAAAGGUGCCUCUCCGGGUACUUUCUCUGCCCUAUCGGAGAAGAUGAACAAGACACCCGCUCAGAUUGCAGAGAGAUUUUCUCAGCUGAUGAAGCUUUUUAAGAAGAAGAAGAUGGCAAGUUGACUUUCCAGAAUCGUAGAAUUUUUCUUUAUUCAAUGACGAUUUCAUGUACUAUGCUUUUUUUAAAACUCAGAUGUUGCAAGGUCAAUGCUCGAAUUUCCCAGUUGACGAAUGAGCAGAAGCAGAUCAUCUGAAUUUGAUCCCUGUAAUUGAUGGCCUUGGAACAGAUGAAGGCCAAAUCAACUAGAUCUCAAACUGAAAUGUUUUUUUGUGGGGUGGUCAGCAUGGAUCAGAAUAUCCUUGAGGUAACAUCCACACAGGCUUCAAUGUAUCAUCUCCCCACAGCCUAAAUUAAUAAGCUGUUUUGGUACAUCUGCUGAUUUAGUGGAUUUGUAAGGUAUUUUUUAUUUUUGUUGCGUUAAAUCUAAUCUACCAUAUUGAUCCUGGGCAAUAUCCCAUAUCAAUUUCACAACUCUUAAUAUGCCCCAGCAAGUUUAUACCGUAUGAGUUAAACACUGCAGCAAUCAUACAUGUAAUUGACACAUUUUAGCAGUAAAUGGGGAAUUGUCUCUAAUACUUUUAUGGAGCAUUGCCGCAUGUAAUAAUGUUACUUUUUAUACAACGUCUGGGGGGGGUUGUUUGGAAAUAAAGAUUGGAACUACAAUUCAGGUCACAUUUAUAUCUUAUUUCAUGCUGUAAGGUCACAUGGCAGAAAGUACAUUUUACUGUACAGUAUGUCAACAGUAUUCUAUUUUGGAUAUAUAUUGUACUGACUUCAAGAUGGUCAGUUAAAUUAAUAAAUAAGGCGUACAUGUUCCAUUUUUAUGUACGAUUCAAGGUGGUAUGUUUCUAGAAAUUAAGGAUUUUAAAGGGAACAUUUCUCGACAUAGAUUUUUGGUUGGUUGGUUUUGGAUGAGUGACUACCUGGUUAACAAAUGUACACUGUAUAUUGUACAUAUUUUGGUUUUGUAAAUAAAGUGUAUUUAUUUAA